GAAAUUUGAUAGUUUAAGAGUUCCAUGGAAGCUAGUGGUGGUGGUGGUGGUGGUGGACGAAGAAGAUUGACACAUCAGGUCUCAGUCGUCGACACAUCGAAUCUUAGAGAUCUUCUUAGAAUCAAAGACGACGACGAGAGCUACAGAGAAUCCUUGGCUGGACUAACUCUCGGUGCAAUCCUCGGUUGCGAUGCGACGAGACCGGUGAGAGUUCCACCGGUCAGCCGUACACUCCUGGACAUCAUCAGAGACGAAGAAUCCGCGACCAAAAGCCUCUCCGGUCCCAACCGCAGGAACUGGAAAUCGUUCCGAGACCGCCUACGGAUCCGCCGCGCCAGUGCCGCGUGGACCAACUCCUCUGCCGACGAGGACAACGGUGACGGCAUCCUCCAGAUUUCAGAUCCAAUUCCAGCCCCGCCGCUAUCCGGCUCGACCGUAUCGGCUCAACCAGGGAACGGACCGGACAGUAGAGGAGAUAUCGUUACGGAGUACGAAGCCGUCGCCGCUGCUAACAGACCUGUAAUGAUGCGGCUCGCGGCAGCAUUAGCGACGGAGCGAGAGUUGCAGAGGCAACGGGAGAUGGAACGGGAGAGAUUGAACCCGACUCCUGUGGUAGAGGAAGUGAGAGAAGAGCAACUGGUGGUUGAACAAGCGGCGGCGGUGGUGGAGACGGAGGAGGCGGCGCCGGUGAGGAUGUCGUUGAUGGCUCUGUUGGAAGAAACGGAUAGGCAAUCGGGGAUGAUGGGGUCCACAUUGAUUGGUGAGGUGGGCGCAGGGGAUGAAGAAGAGGAAGAAGAAGUGUAUGUGGAUGCAGAAGAGGACGUUGAUGGGAGAGGAUUGUACGUGUGCUGCGUGUGUAUGGUGAGGCAUAAAGGUUCGGCGUUUAUACCUUGUGGUCAUACGUUCUGCAGACUUUGUUCUAGAGAGCUUUGGGUAUCAAGGGGGAAUUGCCCACUCUGCAAUGGUUUCAUCUUGGAGAUUCUCGAUAUCUUCUGAUCAUGAUC
Messenger RNA from Telopea speciosissima, 1004 nucleotides. RefSeq lists its product as uncharacterized. The coding region runs from base 25 to 996 and encodes 323 amino acids. The record is from RefSeq and is a predicted model, not a curated record. NCBI's taxonomy places the organism in Eukaryota, Viridiplantae, Streptophyta, Magnoliopsida, Proteales, Proteaceae. The transcript has a single exon.